UGCACGCUUAAAAUUAAAACAGAGGUAGCUAAAUAAAAACAAAAUUUAAAGGAAAAGACCAUAAAUUAAAGAUUCCUAAAUUCUGGAGGCGUGUUUUGAUUAUCAGAAGACCAAAUCGAGGAAUCCGGAAAGGGAAGGAGAGAGUGGUUUCGUUCUUCCCUUUUCGACUCCUUUCAAAUUGUUCCUUUUUCAUUUCAAUUCGCAUAGAAUUCUUUUCCUUCUGAUUUGAUUAGAUUAGUGAAGAUGGGAAUGAAACAAGUCAUUAAAAACCUCGACGCCUUUCCUCGCGCCGAGGAUCACUUGUUGCAGAAAACCCAAUCUGGGGCUCUCGUAUCCGUAAUUGGUUUGAUUAUAAUGGCCACAUUGUUUGUGCACGAGCUCGGUUAUUAUCUUACAACUUACACCGUUCACAAGAUGUCAGUGGACUUGAAGCGAGGGGAAACUCUUCCAAUUCAUAUUAACAUGACGUUUCCUUCUUUACCUUGUGAUGUUUUGAGUGUAGACGCCAUUGAUAUGUCGGGCAAGCACGAGGUGGAUCUUGAUACGAACAUAUGGAAACUUCGCUUGAACAGUUAUGGCCAUAUAAUUGGCACUGAAUAUAUAUCUGAUCUUGUUGAAAAGGAACAUACCAAUCAAGAGCAUGAUGAUAAUAAAGAUCAUGAUCAUCAUCAUGAGCAUUCAGAACAGAAGAUUCAUUUGCAAAACCUUGAUGAAUCUACUGAAAAUAUUAUCAAGAAAGUGAAGGAAGCAUUAAAAAAUGGGGAAGGAUGCCGGGUUUAUGGUGUUUUAGAUGUUCAAAGGGUUGCUGGAAAUUUCCAUAUUUCAGUACAUGGACUAAAUAUAUAUGUUGCACAAAUGAUCUUCGAUGGAGCAAAGAAUGUGAAUGUAAGUCAUUUCAUCCAUGAUUUAUCAUUUGGCCCCAAAUAUCCAGGACUUCACAACCCACUUGAUGACACAACAAGGAUUCUGCAUGAUACCAGUGGAACAUUUAAAUAUUAUAUAAAGGUAGUUCCAACCGAAUAUAGAUAUAUCUCAAAAGAAGUUCUACCAACUAAUCAGUUCUCAGUAUCAGAAUAUUAUUCCCCCAUUAAUCAGUUUGAUCGGACCUGGCCAGCUGUCUACUUUUUGUAUGAUCUAUCACCAAUUACUGUCACUAUCAAGGAAGAGCGCCGUAGUUUUCUUCAUUUUAUUACUCGGCUUUGUGCUGUGCUAGGUGGAACCUUUGCUGUGACAGGAAUGCUGGACCGUUGGAUGUACAGACUUCUUGAAGCUUUGACUAAAUCAAAGUCUAAACGGUAGAUCAUGAAUUCAUUGCAAUUUCUAGCAACUACUCUACGUCUCCAACCAAGGGGUUUCAGGCACUGUAUGGAAUUUGCUGCCACUAAAGAUUAAAAAAUAUAGUGGUGGCAUAGUUGAAUCAAGCAUUAACUUUUAAGCACGUGAUCAUACAGUUCCUUAUAUUGUCUGACAUCAAUGACUAAGAGAUCUUAAUCUCUUUUCUUUUGGAAUGAAUAUUUUGGGUUCGGUUUUGACUGUAGACAGCAUUGUCUUGUCUACCACACCUGUGGAAUUUACUUUGUAGAACUCAAAUUUUGAAUAUAGAGAUGUAGAUAGAUUGUCUGUUUCUCGCUGUGCAACCCAACAUUGGAUUUUCCUGAUUAAAUUAUCCUAAACUGCAUGGAACCUGAGAUUUCUG
Messenger RNA from Glycine soja, 1696 nucleotides. Its product is annotated as endoplasmic reticulum-Golgi intermediate compartment protein 3-like. NCBI's taxonomy places the organism in Eukaryota, Viridiplantae, Streptophyta, Magnoliopsida, Fabales, Fabaceae. The record is from RefSeq and is a predicted model, not a curated record. The transcript is spliced from 11 exons. The coding region runs from base 244 to 1299 and encodes 351 amino acids. Gene Ontology annotation, cellular component: COPII-coated ER to Golgi transport vesicle; endoplasmic reticulum.